Molecule: messenger RNA, 1420 nt
Organism: Argentina anserina (silverweed cinquefoil)
Lineage: Eukaryota; Viridiplantae; Streptophyta; Magnoliopsida; Rosales; Rosaceae
Product: exonuclease V, chloroplastic
Exons: 7
Coding region: 8-1165 (385 amino acids)
Biological process (GO): interstrand cross-link repair
Cellular component (GO): nucleus
Molecular function (GO): single-stranded DNA 5'-3' DNA exonuclease activity
Source: RefSeq, a predicted model, not a curated record
UCCAAAAAUGACGGAGUCGUCGCCUCCCGACUCACGUCUCCUCCUCAUGAAUCCAAUCGUGCCCGAAAUCCCAACUGACAUUGUCACCGACGAAGAAAUGGCUCUCCUCGAAGCCGCUCUGCUCUCCGCUCGCCCUCUCUUCCCUUCGUCAUUGAGAGGAGGAUCCAACCUCGGCAGGUCUCUCCACUCCAUCACCGUCCUUUCCAAGAGGGGCCUCUCGGGUUGCCCUGAACCCGAUAUCGAGGAUUCGGUCGGGUUUAAGAAGACGAAGAAGAAGACCCGGUUGGGUGAUUCGUUGUUUCACCGGUUCAGGAACAACAAGGGCUUCUCGGCCACCGACUUUACUGGCUCGGAAUGGUGUGAAAAACAAAAGGAGAAUCAACUCGAGAUUGGCACAAGAGAAAUCAGUAAGGCUAUGAAAACUGGUAUAGAGCGGCAUGCAAAACUCGAAGAAGAGGUUGUAACAAGAGUUAAAGUUGUUGUUAAUUCAGAAGAAGAUAAAUGGGCUCUGAAGCUUUUGAGUUUUAUUACUGGCAUAAAUCAAUUAUAUUUUGAUGGAUUGACUCGAGAGCUGCCUCUCAUAGGUUUUGCAGAAGGUAUAUGGAUGGUUGGGGUGAUUGAUGAGGUUCAAUUGCCUGCAAGAAAAACCCAGAGAAAUCCAAUAUUAGUUGACACAAAGACUCGUGUGAAAAAUGAACUUCCUUCUGAACCACAACGAAGGAAUGGCAGGCUUCAGUUGAUGUUCUACAAGACCUUGUGGGAUAAUUUAGUUACUUCUAGAUUUCCCUCCAACCAGUUCUAUGAUAAAUUUUCCUUAAAUCCUGACUGCGAAUUAUCUGAAGAAAUCAGGGAGUUCACAGCUAAGUCAGGGUGUCCAGCAACGACCCUUGAUGACGUAGUGAGAUGCUACAGAAAUGCCUGGAUCAUGCUACCCCCUGCGCAUGACCAACUUUUAUUGAGAUAUGAGUUACAAGAAGAUCAUUCACUCAUCGGUGAAGAUGAAUUCACAUACGAUGCUGAUUGGUUUAAGAAGAAACUUCAGGUUUCUCUUGAGUUCUGGCUAGGAGAGCGAGAAGCCAGUUACACUCCCGAGGAAGAGCGAUGGAAAUGCCUCUUCUGUCAAUUUGCUUCCACAUGUCCUGCAGCUCCUGCUAAAAGGCGGUAGCAAUCUGCCAGCUUAGAGAUAGGACUCGGCGAGUCCCAUUUGGUGUCAUUUCAAAUUAGUGUCCUAAAUAGCAGGUACAAAGAAGCAUCGAGUUUUAGAGUUGUUUCUUUAAGGAGAGGCUAUUGUGCCAUGAUUGUGUGAUUGUUGUUGUAUCGUAGGCAUCGUUGGAUUCCUAAUCCAAUUGCUUCAUUGAACUUGCAGUGUAAAUCCUCUUUAUCAAAAGAAGUAUGUUCAGUUGCUAAUAAGCUUAUAAUA